ACGGGCUCAAAAGCAAUCAAAAGAUAAAAUAUAUGGUCUGCCAGCAAUAUUUUUGGUUAACAACUGCACAAAGCAAUUCACAACCGAAAAGUGAAAAUGUCUGACAGAAUCGUGAUUUCUGUGAAAGAAGGAAAAAUUCGUGGCAUUAAAAGAAAAUUCGAAUAUUCUGGUGCAGAAUACUUCUCUUUCUAUGGAGUACCAUAUGGACAAUUACCUACCAGUUCAUUGCGAUUUAAGGAUCCAGUGAAAGUGAAACCUUGGAAAGAUAUUUACGAUGCUACAAUUGAAAAACCAGGCUGCUUACAAUUUUCACUAAUGCUUUAUCGAUUGUUAGGAUCGGAAGAUUGCUUAUUUAAUAACAUCCACACGCCUGAGUUGCCAACAAAAUUCAGCUCAUUGAAACCUGUAAUCGUCCGUAUUCAUGGCGGAGGAUAUUUCCAUGGUUCACCAAAUGAAGAUCAAUCUGGAAGCAUCGCCAACAUCAUGCAUCAUGAUAUAGUUUACGUUGGCAUUGCGCAUCGAUUACAUAUUCUGGGUUUCGCAAAUUUAGGAAUAAAAGAAUGCUCUGGAAAUCAGGGCAUCAAAGAUAUCAUACUGUCGCUUCAUUGGAUCAAGGAUAACAUAAAAUCAUUCGGAGGUGAUCCUGAGAAUAUCACUUUAAUAGGGGGCAGCAGCGGAGCAGUAAUUAAUCACAUAUUAAUGUUAUCGCCAGUGACUAAAGGCCUGUUUCACAAAGCUGUGAUAAUGGGAUCACACUUGUUCAAUCCGACUGAUCCAUAUUGCAAGGACACAAACGAAGAAUUGGUUUUCAAAUUAGCCUGCUCGCAAGGUUACAAAGGCAAUUUAAAAGAUAAGAAAAAAUUACUAUCGUUUUUGAAGAAGUUAAAUCCUUUGCAAUUUGUUGAAGGGCAAAGAAGCUACCUCGUAAAAGAAUUUCGUCAGGUAAAGAUAAAAAAAUUAAUUUUAAUGGCACCUCCCUCAAAUCCUUAUGUAAUGUACAUGUAUACCUAAUUUUACAUUUUACCUAGACCAAUGCUCCAAUACUACCUUGUGGAGUUUUCAUCCCAAGUGUGGACGGUGGGGAAAACGGAGUAUUACCUGAAUUUCCCAGGAAUUUAAUACCGUCAACGGCACGCAUUCCAAUCAUCAUUGGGUAUGGCGAGAGGGAAGCAGCUAUGGGAUUCGUUCGAGGACCAGUGAGAGAAAGUUCUGAAAAUAACUUUAAAACUUCAGCUCGUCAAAAUAAAUGGGGAUGGGGACGUGAACUGAGUGACGAAGAUAUUGAUCUCAUAUACAAACAAGUCGAAUCUUUCUAUUUGGAGGGAAAGUCUAUAAAGCAAGCAUCUUUGUCUACAAUGAUCGAUAUUCAAACCGGUAUCAUAAUGUCGGAUGUUUACGAUACUCUAAUUAAUGUGGUCGCUUCUGAUCCAAAAUCACCCGUGUACGUUUAUAAAUUUCUAUUCGAAGGUGAAAUGGAAACUGUGAAGAAUAGAUUUAUCAAUUUGUACGAUGAACGAUUGGAAGGUACCUUUCAUGGCGAUGACAUGUGUUAUUGGAGCCACGUUGGCGAACCCCUCAACACCAAAACUAAACAGAUGAUAGAAACAUUUACGAAAUUCAUAGUCUCCUUUGCGAGAACAGGGGAUCCCAACAACGAAACUUUGCCGGUUCAGUGGAGACCUACCAAACCGGAUACGCCUUGUUACCUGAGCAUUAGCAAUGAACUAGAAAUGGUCAACAGUCGACUGCACGACGAAAAAUUACAAUUUCUGGGACAAAAUAAAGAGA
Planococcus citri (citrus mealybug) is the source of this 1788-nucleotide messenger RNA. Its product is annotated as esterase E4-like. Bases 97 to 1011 code for a protein of 304 amino acids. The transcript has 9 exons. Gene Ontology annotation, molecular function: serine hydrolase activity. Lineage: Eukaryota; Metazoa; Arthropoda; Insecta; Hemiptera; Pseudococcidae. The record is from RefSeq and is a predicted model, not a curated record.